Messenger RNA from Megalopta genalis, 1823 nucleotides. It is a transcript of the gene Gnmt, whose product is annotated as Glycine N-methyltransferase. Gene Ontology annotation, cellular component: cytosol. Gene Ontology annotation, biological process: one-carbon metabolic process; regulation of gluconeogenesis; protein homotetramerization. The record is from RefSeq and is a predicted model, not a curated record. Gene Ontology annotation, molecular function: S-adenosyl-L-methionine binding; glycine N-methyltransferase activity; identical protein binding. NCBI's taxonomy places the organism in Eukaryota, Metazoa, Arthropoda, Insecta, Hymenoptera, Halictidae.
GUGCACGCUGCCCGAGAUAACGUUGCGGUUAUAAUUAACCUUAAUUAACGAGGAGUUGGGCGGCAAGUUUGUAGCGCGGGACGACAGCGGCAACGUCGGCCGGCUGUUGUUAAAUUUCAAGAAGACAUAGUCGCCGCGAUCGUUGUUUGUUCUCGGGAGAUAAGGUUUUGCGUGCAACAGGGGUUUAUCGGGCAGUGCUCGGGUGUCAUAAGCUUGUUGCUCGUCAUUGUUACGGCACUGAACCGGCGCAACAGCCGAUACGGGGAAGCCUGUUGUUUGCGACCAGUAACUGGAAGAAGCUGAGGACGUCAGCUUUUAUUCUGAAAUCUCUUCGACUCGCAUCGAACUACAUAUGUCUGUGAUAUGAUGGAUUCCGUGUUUCGCACCCGAUCUCCCGGCACAGCGGCCGAAGGUGUCCGCGAUCAGUACGCGGACGGAAGGGCCGCGAAAGUUUGGGAGGUGUUCAUCGGCGACAAGAAGGAGAGGACACAGAAUUAUCGGGACUUCUUGGUCGGUUUGUUGCGCGAGAAGGGAUGCCAGAGGAUCCUGGACGUCGCCUGCGGAACUGGCGUCGACUCCGUCAUGCUGCUCGAGGAGGGCUUCGAUGUGGUCAGCGUCGACGCUUCCGACAAGAUGCUGAAAUACGCUCUGAAAACUAGGUGGGGUCGGAGAAAGGAAAAAGCGUUCGACGAUUGGGUGAUCGAGGAGGCGAAUUGGCUGACCCUGCCCAAGGACAUUCGGCAUCUGAUAGGAGAGGGUUUCGACGCCGUGAUCUGCCUGGGAAACAGUUUCGCGCACAUGCCGGACACGUUCGGCGAUCAACGGGAACAGAGGCAAGCGUUGCUGAACUUCGAAAUGUGCGUGAAACCGGGCGGUCUGUUGUUGAUCGACCACAGGAACUACGAUUACAUAAUCGACACCGGCGACAUACCGCCGAAAUGCAUUUACUAUAACAGCCAACACAUGACGGACCUAAAGGCGUCGGUGCUGUUCGUCUCCGGGCGUCCAGCCAUCGUGACCCUCGACUACAUGAUAAUGUUGGACGACAACGAGGACGAGGAUUGCGUAGGGCAGAUCAGCGAGUUCCGGCUCUCGUAUUAUCCUCACCGGUUGAAGGUGUUCACAGAGAUGCUGGACGAGGCGUUCCAUUACAGAGCGAAGCACACCAUCUUCGGGGACUUCAAGCAACUGGACGACAUCAAGGACCCCGGUUUCUACAUCCACGUGAUGGAGAAACGCGUCUGAAAGACGUGUCUCGAUGGACACGUUCGACCGACCACACCCCACCUACUUUACGAUAUACAUAUAAUUUUUAAGUUCACCCAUCUGUUUCUGUGAUCUUCGCUCUUCGGAUCCGCGUCGCCGCUAACAGCGAUCAUUAAACUCUCGCACGGACGGCGCAAGACGGCGAGAGACCGCUCAAGAUCCCUGUCGGCGGCGAAACGGAUCGUUGCGAGACACUUUACUCUAGUUACACUCUAUUUAUUCGAUUUACGUAGACUCUUCGGUGUUUCCUUUUUUCCGCCGAAGACUGAACUGAUCGUAGAUUUCGUUAACCGGACGAUCAGCCUAUCCGAAGCCUUCCCCAGCGUAUCGUGCCGAAAUAAUUUUUUCUAACUGACCAGGCGUCUCUUUUUUCGGAAGGCUACGGAGAAUGAUCGUCGGUGGACGAACCGUCGGCAGAUCGAUCGUAAUUAUCAGGAUUGCUCGAUCGAUCGGUCGUUAACGGUUCGACGUUUAGAACUGUACGUAUUUUUCUAUCGUUGUGUAAAGUCCGCGUACGAGACGAAUGGUGAAUAAAGAGGAGUACCACUGAGAGAGAA